Portunus trituberculatus (swimming crab) is the source of this 4232-nucleotide messenger RNA. Its product is annotated as protein turtle homolog A-like. Bases 1 to 2934 code for a protein of 977 amino acids. Lineage: Eukaryota; Metazoa; Arthropoda; Malacostraca; Decapoda; Portunidae. The record is from RefSeq and is a predicted model, not a curated record. The transcript is spliced from 13 exons. Gene Ontology annotation, molecular function: protein binding.
AUGUACCACUGUCCAAAUGUACCCCUGUCCCAGUGUACCCCUGUCCAAAUGUACCCCUGUCCCAAUGUACCCCUGUCCCAAUAUAACCCCUGUCCAAACGUACCCCUGUCCAAACCACACUCAAACACGCUCUCUGUCUCUUCCAGCUACGAUGCACGAGGGCCAAAAGGUCUAUUGCAGCCUGACGAGGUGCUGGAAGGCCGUGGGAAGUUUGACACAAGCGCUAGUCCGGCCCGGCUCCUCCUUGACCCAGUAGCCACCAGCGACCAGGGAGUCUAUACUUGUCGCGUUGACUUCCUCCACUCUCCCACUCAAAACACCGUGGCCAAUCUUACUGUUAUAGAACCACCACGGAACUUAACAAUAACAAACGAGGCUGGAGUGAGAGUGAGACAUCGAAUAGGGCCGAUUAACGAAGGCUCUCCACUCUCACUCUCUUGCUACGUAACUGGAGGGCGCCCCCAGCCGACAGUCACCUGGUGGUCGGACAGGCUGCUGGUGGAGAGGAAAUCUGAGGUGACGCCCAAGGGGGAAAUUAGGUCAGAUUUGCUUAUUCCUGAGGUGAACAGGGCACAUCAUAUGCAAACUUUCUCGUGUCAGGCCCAGAACAACAAUCAACAGAGGCCACUGUCACAGGAGGUCACUAUUGACAUGAACCUGCGACCCCUGAGCGUGCGUGUGGAGGAGCGCUCUGACCCUUUAGUGGCCGGCCAACAGUACUCCUUCUCCUGUGAAAGUCAAGGAUCAAGGCCGCCAGCCACUAUUACUUGGUUUGAGGACGGAGUGGAGGUGGACUCGCUCAGAACUCAUACGCGUUCAAGCCCCGGGGAGAUCACUAUAGGCACUCUGACCCUUGUGCCAACCCAGGGCGACCACGGAUCCUCGCUCAAGUGCCAAGCCAGUAACCCUUUAGUGCCUGGCAGUGGUAUAAGUGACACUGUGGAACUUAAUGUGCAGUAUCCCCCCGUGGUGGUGCUGGAGAUGGGACGUAACUUGGUGCCCUCAGCCAUCAAACAAGGGGACGAUGUGUAUUUCGAGUGUCGAGUCAAGGCUAACCCACAGCCCUACAGAGUCACCUGGGCCCGGGGUGAGGAGGAGGUGCGCCACAACACAUCGAUGGGGGUCAUACUCAGCGGAAACAGCCUCGUCUUACAGCAAGUGGAGAGAAGUAGCGCUGGAGAGUACACGUGUGCGGCGACCAACACUAGAGGCACCAAGACCUCCAAUCCUGUCACCCUGGAUGUUAUGUACCCUCCGGAGUGUGUGCUGGAGCGGACAACAGUGCUGGCGGUGGGUCGCGGUGAAAGGGUCAACAUAUCUUGUAGAGUAUCGAGCAAUCCACCCAGAGCAACCUUUCACUGGCGCCUCAACGGAUCUGAGCGCACAUACACGUCUCGCGGGGAGCCUCUACCGCGCGGCCACGUCACCUCCCACUACGCGUUCGAGGGCGCCAGCGAUAAGGACUACGGAAUGCUGCACUGCUGGGCCAACAACAGCGUGGGAGUGCAGGAACAGCCAUGCAUGUUCCAAAUCAUUCCUGCUGGCCCGCCAUCAUCCCCGGAGCGGUGCGCAGUGGUCAAUAACACAGCGGAGAACAUCGAAGUGCAGUGCGAACGUGGAUUUGACGGAGGCAUGAGACAGCUGUUUCUGGCUGAAGUCUACGCCGAGGGAGGGUCACUUCACCUCAAUAGAACCUCAGUUGAUCCCGUUUUCUCCGUGGAUUCGCUCCGCCCCGGGACAGCUUACAAUAUCAGAGUUACUGCCUACAAUGAUAAGGGAAGGUCACCCCCUAUUCACCUCGAUGCUGUCACGUUGAAAGUCGCUGAGCAGAGAGUGGGCGAGAACAAGUCACUCCUGUACUCUCCCCUCAUCAUCAUUUUCCUGAGCAUUGUGGGAGUUUUCCUUACCCUCAUCGUCCUCCUCAUCAUUAUCACAAGAUGGAGGAAAAAUAUAACUGGCAACCCCGCAGCCACCCAGCCCUCCUCCCCCCCCGCGAAGUCCCCCCCUGCUGAAGAAAACGAGGCCAAAGACAAGGAAGAAAACGGGAAACAGAAUGCCACAGGGAAAAAGAAGAAGGUUGUGGUCAUAGAAAACGGAAUGAAGGAUUGUGUUGGUCACGUGGUGUCUGAUGUUAGCACUUCUAAAGAUGCACUGCUGGGUCGCGACUCCCUCACCCUCGCCAAUGGAUGCAUCGGUCACUACAGCAGCCUGGGUAGAGCCGCGCCGCCCUCAAACACACUCCCACGCCCGCCGAUGCCAUCCACCACACCUUCGCACACACGCCCUCUCCCUUCAACCACCCAGCAGUCGAUCCCGCCUCACACGCACUCGCUAACCCCACACUCGCUAUCCUCCAGUGUCUCGCAUAAUGACUUCCUGCAUUUCACACCUUCACAUUUAGGCAAGGCUGGUUCAGGGGCUGGAAAUCCAGUCUCGUAUGUGAAGUACUCCGAGACACUGCCCAGGAACCACGGGAGAGGCAACAGAGACCUAGACGAGUACACUGACUAUAGAAGGGAGUACAGGGAUGAGAACCCAGUGAGAUACGACGGUCGAAGGGGUAGUGUGGCCAUGGACGGGUACAAUGAAGAGGUGAUGGAAGCCUACAGCGACGGGUACCGCAACGAUGGGUAUGGUGUACUAGGCGGGCUGUCCAGAUUCCGUGCCAUUGAUAGUUAUAGAGGUGGGGGUAGUGGUAGUGGUGGGGAGGUGUAUGAGAUGAUAAACGGAGAUGGAGAAGCGAGAGGUGAAGGAGUAGGUGGUGGAGGAGGAGGAGGAGGAGGAGGAGGAGGAGGAGGAGGAGGAGGAGGAGGAGGAGGAGGAGGAGGAGGAGGAGGAGGAGAAUCUUAUAAUUUACUAGAUGAAAUAAGACACAAUCCUAAAUAUGUAGUGAGGACUCGGGGAGGUGACGGAAAUGACGAGAGUUUUGUGUGAAGGUGAGGAACAUGAGGUGAAAGUGACCUGAACAUUGCAUGAAGGUGAGCCACAAAAUGGAUAAAAAUGAUAAAAAUAAUCUUAAAAAACCCGUCUGGUCAAGAUCGAGGCUUUGUUGCGAGUGAAAGUGAAGUGAAAAUGAGUGAUAUGAUGUGAAAGUGAGCUGCUUUAAAAGGUGAUGAUGUGAUAGUGACGUCCAGUAAGGGUAGAUAUAAGAAGUAAAUCGAACUCUAGUGAAAGUGAGGUGAAAAUGAACAUGACAUGAAAGUGAGCUAUUGCAAAUUGAGAUGACGAAACGAUAAUGACGUCCGGUAAGAGUAGAGAUAAUGAGCAGAUCGAAUACCAGUGAAAGUGACGUGAAAAUGACAUGAAAGUGACGCAUACGAAGGGAAAUAACAAGUGUACAUAUAAUUCAAAAGAAAGUGAGGAAGAACAUGAUCCUUCAAAUAUAUAUAAAACAAAGGAUCAUGCAAAGUUUUGAGUGAAAGUGACGUGAGUGAAAGUGAUGUCUUGCCGGAGUGAUCUUGAAGUGAAAAUGACAACAUGUUCUGCCGCAGAGUAGGUCCAGGAUGCAUAAUGGGUGAAAGUGAGAUCCUGCAUUAGUGAACAUGACACGAACAUGACUCACGCAGGGGAACAAAACAGGAGAAUCAUAAAUCGCGGUGAAAGUGAAGGAAAAAUGACGCCAAUUGAAAUGAAUGAAGUAAAAAUGACGUCAACUGAAAUGAAUUAAUAAGUGAACAUGACAAAAUGAAAGUGACAUGUAGCAAACGUGUAGAGAAGUCAAGAUUUUUAGCGAAUAUGAGCUCAAAGGAAGAGAAAAUGAGGAAAAGAACAUGAGGACGAUAAAACACAACACAAAACACGAAUAUGAAACGAAAGUGAGCAAUAUUAACAAAAAAAGAUGAAAAUGACAAAAAAAAUGAUGAAAUUGAAGGUGAGUGAAUAUGAAAAUGACCUCAAAACUGACACACAGGGCUUGAAAAUGUUACGGGUUGACUUACACAGUGAACAUGACUCCUACUUAUCAAUGAGGAGACAUGAAGGUGAGAGAAAGUGAAGGUGGUGAAAGUGAAAUACAAAUAGAUGAACCUAUAGACAAAUAUGAGGUCCAGGGAAAGUGAUGAGGCUCUGAUAGUGAGAUAGUGAUAUAGUGAAGGUGAGGAGUGAACAUGAUUAAAAAAAAAACAUUAUAAAUCGCCCGAAAAUGAAGGAAAAGAAGUGAAAAUGAAGAAAAAACGUAAAAAAUAAGGAAAAAGUUUUGAAAAGCGUAAAAUGAAGAAAAGAAAAUGAAAAAA